UAAAAAGGGCAGGGGCUCAAGCCCCUUCGCCCCCCCCCUCCUCUGCACGUGCCUGCUCAGAUGGCUGUAAGUUCUAAAAAAUAAAUAAAAAGAGAUUAAAACAAAAAUCUAAGAAAGUGAAUGUGCUAAAGCUAAUCUCGAAACUGCUGUAUGACGUGUAUUUAUAGAUUUCCUCUGAUUUUCAUUGACGUCCACACUCCAGUCCGGUAGGUGGCGGUAAUUACCCAAAAAAAAACCAAAAGAAGAAGCAUCACUACGUAAAACCCGUUAUGGCCGCCUGCGAGCGAACAGCAGACUCUGGCAGGGACAGCAUAUUGGAGCCUUUGAGUUUUCCAGAGCUUGGAGCUGGAAGUCCCAGCACUCCCAGUGUGGUGCAGUAUCCCAGUGAUGAACUGUUGGUCUGUCUGUUUUGUUCGGAGUCUGUCCCGCUGCUGCAGAAAGACACUCUGCUCAGACACCUGCUGCUGGAACACAAGCUUGUCAUUGCUGAUAUCAAGCUCAUAGCCAACCUCCCGAGGUACCUGGUUUACUGGAAGGGCAGGUUCCUUGAACAACCAGUCCCAGAUUUCUGCAGUGUCAUAAAGACUAAUUCCACUGGCCCAGUUGAGAAACAGGAGGAUUACUUCCUGCUGUGUGACGUCCUCCCAGAGGACCGAAUCCUCAGAGAGAGGCUCCAGCAAAAACGACUGGAGGAGGUCCUAGAGCAACAGCAGAAGGAGCGUGACGACUGCUACUUCCAUCGUCUAUGUUUAUUCUGCAGUGAGGAGUUCACUGGAAACAGGGCAUGUCUGCUGAACCACAUGGCCAGAGAACACUCAUUCAGCAUUGGGCUACCAGACAACAUUGUGUACUGCAACGAGUUCUUGGACAUGCUACAAUAUAAACUGGACAACCUGCAGUGUUUGUACUGUGAAAAAAUCUUCCGGGACAAAUCUACACUGAAGGACCACAUGAGGAAGAAAGCUCACCGUCGCAUCAAUGCCAACAACCAUGUUUACGAUCGCUUUUAUGUGAUCAACUAUCUGGAACUGGGGAAAACCUGGGAGGAGGUUCAGAGUGAGGACGACCGGGAGCUGGUAGAUGUUGAAGAUGAUGACUGGUCCGACUGGGAAGCCCAUCCUGUCUCUGCCGUUUGUCUCUUUUGUGACCAUCAAUCAGAGACGAUGGAUCAGAUUUAUACACACAUGAAGGACUCCCAUGGUUUUGAUCUUCAUAACUUAAAGAUGGAGCUCAACCUCAACUUCUACCAGCAGGUGAAGCUGGUCAACUUCAUCCGGCGGCAAAUCCACCAGAGCCGUUGCUAUGGCUGCCAGAAGAAGUUUGAAUCCAGAGCAGACAUGAUGGACCACGUCAUCUCCGAAGGGCACGUGAUGAAACUGCCGGAGACGUCCACCUGGGACCAACCACAAUAUUAUUUCCCAACAUAUGAGAAUGAUGCCCUCCUGUGUACGCUGUCUGACAGCAACGAUGAUGAAGACAAUGAGCCUUGUCACAAUGAGGACAUACCUGUAAUUGCAGAGGACAUAUCUGACUUGAGGGUUCUGAAACAGAACAGCGUUCUCAACCAACUCCUGAAGAACAGAGGCUGUUUCAGAAAAGACGAUGCAUAGACUUUUUUUUUUUGUUUUCUUCUCGAUUGUCUAUUUUGGAUUAAACUAAUACUCGAGCCUGGAUAUAUGACAACAUAAUUAUCUUCUAUCAAUACUGAUUUUUCAUCAGGAACAUGCUGUAUGGUUUGUUCAAUACCGUUUUGAUACCAUUAAAAUUUGUGCACAAGCACCACA
Molecule: messenger RNA, 1784 nt
Organism: Xiphophorus hellerii (green swordtail)
Lineage: Eukaryota; Metazoa; Chordata; Actinopteri; Cyprinodontiformes; Poeciliidae
Gene: znf277
Product: zinc finger protein 277
Exons: 12
Coding region: 270-1610 (446 amino acids)
Source: RefSeq, a predicted model, not a curated record